AUGCCCAUACCCAAGAAAUGGAUUUCCGCAAUAUCGUUCCUCUGUAUCAGCCUCUCGAUAUGGUCCAUCGAUCAUUAUUUCGGGAUUCUCAACGAAGACCUCCAAUCUCUAUCUCCCCCAAUACCCAACGAACUAAACUUAGAGGAAACCACCACUCUUCUCUCCGAAAUCAGUUCUCAAACCCCAGACUGGGAACCAACACCCACAACCGAAUACAAACCAGGACCGCUCCGCCCUCUCGGAAAAACCUACAAUAAGACGAUCAUCGUCCCCAAAACCAAAGACGACGACGUAUCUUGGAUAUUCUCCAACUUCGGCCAAGACCCAAACAUCAACGCAGCGAUCUACGUCGUCGAUGAUCCUACCGCUGACCUCCAUACCCCGAGGAAUAAGGGCCAUGAGGUAUUGGCGUAUCUGAGUUUCAUUGUUGAGCAGUACCACAAUCUUUCGGAUGUCAAUAUCUUUCUGCAUUCCCAUCGUUUUGCAUGGCAUAACAAUGAUUUUCUUGAGAAUGACGCGGUGCUAAUGAUAUCCCGCCUCUCGGCAGAGAGAGUACAGAGAGAAGGGUACAUGAACUUGAGGUGUCAUUGGGAACCCGGCUGUCCUUCAUGGAUGCAUCCAGGUAGCAAAUUCCCUCAUCUUGAAUCAAAACCUCAUCCGCAGUUUUGCACAGCCCAUAAACCCCAACGUCUCCUCUGUCACAAAUCCCCAUUUGUUACCAUCCUGUGAAAACCCAACAAGCCAUACAUACUAAUCCUUCUUCAGGCACCAUCGAAGAAGACCCAAACAAACAAGAAGAACCCCUUCUCGCCCCAAUCUGGACCCAACUCUUCCCCAUGGACCGCAUCCCCCCCACGCUUGCCCAGCCCUGCUGUGCCCAGUUCGCUCUUUCCGCGCAUCGCAUCCGCGCCCUGCCACUAGCUCGCUACGUUUUCUUCCGCGACUGGCUCCUACGCACUCCUCUGAGUGAUUACAUGAGCGGAAGGGUGUGGGAGUACGUUUGGCAGUUUAUCUUCACCGGACGACACGUUUUAUGCGUGACCGAGCAUGUCUGUUAUUGUGAUGGAUUUGGGGUUUGUUUUGGAGGAAAGAAGGAGUAUGAGGGGUUCCGGGAGAAGUGGGAGGAGAAGAGACGAUUAGAGGAGGAGUUGGAUGCGUGGAGGGAGAGGAAAGAGGGGUUUGAAAAGGCUGGGGAGGAGGAGAGGAAAGCGAUGGAAGAACCAGAGGUGGGGAUGGAUUUGCAGCUAGAAGCAGUGAUUCAAGAGUUGAAAGAUUGGUGUGAACAGAGGUUCGAGGAGGCGAAGGUACAUGGGGAUUUGGCGACUAGUAGAGCUGUGGAGGCUGGUAGGGAGUGGCAUGAUGGAGAUGGCUUUUGA
Hymenoscyphus albidus is the source of this 1376-nucleotide messenger RNA. NCBI's taxonomy places the organism in Eukaryota, Fungi, Ascomycota, Leotiomycetes, Helotiales, Helotiaceae. The record is from the annotation of a GenBank genome assembly.